CUUACUAUGGACGAUUGUCAAUGUGCCGGGUCGUUUGAUCGGCCGCCUUGCUCCACUAUUAAUACACGUUGGCUCAACUUCAAAACACAUGAGGACUUGUCAGGGCUCAUCUUCAACCGAGCAUCGGCAUCGAGACUCCUCGGGCUUGAGAAAGACCAACAAACGGAUAUACCAGGGCCGUAUAAGCAAUUCACUCUCUUUUCUAAAUUACCUUUCGAGCUCCGCCUCAAGGUCUGGGGUUUCGCGCUCUCAGUACCGCGUCUCAUAGUGGUAUCUUAUACGUCGGUGACAGGAGAGGACGACCGACGUGUAUUUGUUGAUACUCCACCAUUGCCAUCAUGUCUUUCAGCCUGCCAAGAAUCACGCGCAGAGGCACUGAAAACCUACGAAAAAUGCACAAUUACGAGUGUUCCAGGCUCCCCAACGACAUAUAUCAACUUUGCCAAUGAUCAGUUUCUACUUGGCGGGCCCGACUCAGACCUGGAUAUGGAUUAUCUGAUGUCUAUCACUGCACCUGGAAAUUCUCACAAGGUCCGUUUUCUACAUGUAUCUCGUGGCUGCUGGAAAGGGUUCGCGUUAUGGACGCAUCUACGAGAACUCUUUACGGGCCUCGAGGAGCUGACGAUCAGUUUCCCGAAUGGCGCUGCCUUGCUUCCUUAUACUCACGAGUGCUGGUACGGUGCGUUGAGCCGCUCUAAUAAAGAAAUUGUGGUGAGGAGCGAGCUUUAUGAGAUCGAGGACGAGAACGAGGAGGUUCGGGUAUGGCAGCCUUCAUUUAGGCUACACAUAGUUCAUUAUGACAGCCCCCCUAUAAAGGGCAAGUAUUAGCUGGAAUCCUGAGCAUUGAAUGCCAAGAACUUAAGGUGGGCGAGGUGUGCAGAGCUCUCAUCUCAUAUGUUGGAACUAUAUUUGUUCUCAUAGUGCCUGAAACGCCUCCAGGAAACGCUUCCAUGGUGUCUGUACAGACAGUCCUUUUCAAUGUCUCACCUUUCUGAUGACCCGAUGCAACUAUCAACGAGAGAACUCUUUGGAGCCUACCACCUAUUCCAAGGCCGCUGGCAAUAUGUAAAUAUCUAGCAUCUGGAACAUCCAUCUAGAUAGUCGGAAACUCAGGAUGCUGAUCUGCUCAGGGGUCAACGGAGAUCAGCCGUCACCUCAGAUAUCCAAGAACAAACCAGACAUAUGAUACUUUCUACGCAGUAUUACAGUGCUUCCCCAAUGCAGAA
This is a messenger RNA of Amorphotheca resinae ATCC 22711, 1226 nucleotides long. RefSeq lists its product as hypothetical. Bases 7 to 828 code for a protein of 273 amino acids. The record is from RefSeq and is a predicted model, not a curated record. NCBI's taxonomy places the organism in Eukaryota, Fungi, Ascomycota, Leotiomycetes, Helotiales, Amorphothecaceae. The transcript has 2 exons.